UCCGUAGUUGCUGUGAUUCCAUUGGGAAUCCUCCCAACAGCGGAAGGAUGGCCGUUUCACAGGUAUAAAACUUUAAUUGAUUUGUUGUAUAGCUAGAACCUUCUCAAUCUCAUUUUUAUCUCUUGCGAUAUGUGCUUUCUGGAAAUGGAUUUUUGCUGUGCUAACUAAAAGAUAUUCAACCUCUCUCUCCCAUCCUCUCAGGCUGAAUUGUCUGCCUGAACUCUAUUUGUGAUGGCCAGUAGAGUUAUGAGAUUCUGCAGUAGCGGCUGAUGGGGUCGGUGGGUCAGCAGCCCUCACCUGGCCUCCUGACAGCGGAGUUGCUACAGCUUACCAGGAGGAAGAUGAGGAGGGGCAAUCUGGCAGGAAGGCCAGGGUAGCCCAAAUGCCCAAAUGCCCAAAUGCCCAAAUGCCCCAACAGGCACACCCGUCUGGGUCCACUGGUGCGUUUGCACCAUGCCAAGGUCCCCACCAUCUUGCCUCUCCCUGUCUUCAUUCUGGUAUGCAGCAGUGGCUCAGCUGUUGAGAGGUCAGGUUAGCUAGCAACGGAAUAAUAUUCAUAAUAAUAAUGAAGUGAUAAAACACCAGACAUUAAAAACUUUCCUAAACAGGGCUGCCUUCAGAUGUCUUCUAAAAGUCAGAUAGUUGUUUAUUUCCUUGACAACUGAUGGGAGGGCGUUCCACAAGGCGGGCACCACUACCAAGAAGGCCCUCUGCCUGGUUCCCUGUAACCUCACUUCCCACAAUGAGGGAACCGCCAGAAGGCCCUCGGCGCUGGACCUCAGUGUACCGGCUGAAUGAUGGGGGUGGAGACGCUCCUUCAGAUAUACAGGACCGAGGCCGUUUAGGGCUUUAAAGGUCAGCACCAACCCUUCGAAUUGUGCUCAGGAACGUACUGGGAGCCAGUGUAGGUCUUUCAGGGUUGGUGUUAUAUGGUCUCAGCAGCCGCUCCCAGUCACCAGUCUAGCUGCCCCAUUCUGGAUUAAUUGUAGUUUCCAAGUUACCUUCAAAGGUAGCCCCAUGUAGAGCGCAUUGCAGUAGUCCAAGCGGGAGAUAACUAGAGCAUGCACUACUCUUGCGAGACAGUUCGCGGGCAGGUAGGGUCUCAGCCUGUGUACCAGGUGGAGCUGGUAGACAGCUGCCCUGGACACAGAACUGACCUGCACCUCCAUGGACAGCUGUGAGUCCAAAAUGACUUCCAGGCUGCACACCUGGUCCUUCAGGGGCACAGUUACCCCAUUCAGGACCAGGGAGUCCUCCACACCCAGCCGUCCCCUGUUCCCCAAAAACAGUACAGACUGUGUAUAACCCUCCUUUAAAAGCUCCAUGCAAACUCGGACACAUAAUCAUAUUGUCAAUUAUGGAGCUGGGAAACUGGACAGUAAUUGUCACUAUUGUGAUGCCAUGAUGUAAGAUGGGGAGCCUGUGACCCUCCAGAUGUCGUUGAACUACAGCUCCCAUCAUCCGUGGCCAUUGGCUGUGCUGGCUGAGGCUGAUGGGAGUUGUAGUCUUGUAACAUCUGGAGGGAUGCAGCUUCCCCAGCUCUGUGUUGGAGCCAUGGCUGGAUCUCCAGACAUUUUUGUGGCUGUCCUGUGCUCAGAACUUGACUGGCUCAGUAAAUAACAAUGGGAGGUGGGACCUUUUGUGCUUUCCUCAGCGUCCAAUCUUAAUCCCCUCUAAAUUGCUAUUAGUAUCACGGGGAAAGGGGAUAAUAUAUUUUUUCCUCAUGGAACUAAUAGUCGCUUUGUGGAGGAUUUGGACUGGGAAGGAGCGAGUUCCAUACUUUGACUACGCAUUGUGUGAAGAAGUACGAUCUUUUAUCUGUCCCCAAUCUUCCAACAAUCAGCUUCUUCGAAUGUCCAAGAGUUCUAAUGUUAUGAGGGAGAGAGAGAGAGAGAGAAUCUUUUGUUGUUCAAUGUUUUGAAGCCUUCCUCUCCCCAACUCCAGCCAAUCAUCAUUUGUCAUUCCAGUUACGAAAACUGUCCUCAAACCAGGCCUGUGACACCCAGCCACCAUACACAGAGUUUUAGAGAGGGCUGGUUUUCUUAUUUUGAGUGUCUGGGCUGAUGUGUCUACCUACAUGACAGUGCAUGUUGGGGACUGAUGCGUAGUAGAACAGGAGGGCACCCGUGAGCUGUGGGGCAUGUCAGCAAAAGGGAGGCAAAAAAGAAAAUAAACGUUGACACAGAUGCGAGCCAAAAAUCUUGUUUACCUCCUUUUGUGCGGCUUCCCACGUGCUCUUCUUUUUACAGCCAGUUUUCCUUUCUCUCACUGGGCAAAGAUGUCCAGAUUCAGUUUCUACCCAAUACCACACUUCCACAUCAGAUUGUGAAUUUGGUUUUUCAGUCCUUGCAGAAAGUAUUUCAGUGCAAUUUACGCAUUUUUGCAAUGCAAUUUCCUCCUAGCAUAAUACCCGUUUGCAUGUUAUUUAAAUUCAUAUAUGCACUUACAUGCACAUGUAACACUAGUAUAUGUAUUUUUGUACACAUUACUUGAUUAGAAAGCUGCAUUGCAAAAUCAGGAGAACUCUUUGGAAGGAGGGCUGUGUUUCAGUUUGCAUUUUGUUUCAGAAAGGGUGUGUCAGAUAAAAUACAGUGGAAUCUCGGAACUGAAUGCCUUUGGACACAAACGUUUCGGCUCCCAAACGAUAGAAAACCAGAAGUGAUUGUUCUGGUUUUCAAACAAUUUUCGGAAGCCAAAUGUCUGGCACGGCUUCCCCGGCUUCUGAUUCGCUGCAGGACGUUCCUUCAGCCAAUUGGAAGCCACGCCUUGGUUUUCAAACUGCUCCGGGAGUCAAAUGGACUCCCGGAACAGAUUAAACCAAGGUACAACUGUAACCCUUAAAUGCAACUGAAUCAGAUUUCACUCCAUGUUUAGAUGUCAUUAAAGGAUAGCAUUUUUGUUUUUGUUUUUGUUUUUGUCUUUCCAUUUAUUACUAUUGCAUUAUGGCUGACUGUGGAAAUUUCUGCCUCAAGGGCUAAAACAACUGAUCUGGUACUGGGUCCCAUUACGGACAUUGAUUUGUGUGAGAUGGGGUCACAAGUUGUACCUCUAUCUCUGACAACAAAAUGUCUUGGGCUAGUUUGGGGGUGGAUCUACACACAGGGGAAAAACGCUAUAAAUAAGUUAGCAAUUAGAUCGUUAUAAAAAAGGGGGGAGGACCCUAUGGGAAAUCGUGUAUAAAAAUUUCCUGCCCUCUGGUGCCAUCUGGUGUUACAUGUUUAUAGCGCAUUCAAAUUGUUGUUUCUUUACUAAUGUAGCCUGAGUCCCUGGUGGUGUGGUUUGGUCAUCCACAAGGACACAUGUGUCAUGGAGGGGGAUCAGUGCAGGAUGUUACCUCUGACAAGUUGGACUGGCAGUCCUGGAACAUUGCACCUGUGUGUUUUGGCGGGCAGGGGGCAAAGGUGUUUGAUUUUGAUUUGCAAAGUUCCUGUAAAGGUUUCUUAGCUGGUUGGAGACAGAUGUUGCCAUUAAUUUGGACCUGCCUGUGUACUUUGCUUCAGCACCCCAGUAAUAUCUGAGCAGCCUGUAUCUUCAUAAGUGAGCGAAAAUCACUAUACCCAGGCUAAGUAACUGCCCUCUUCAGACUUGUCUGGGAGUAGCCCCGUUGAACACGGGGAUUACCGUAUUUUUCGCUCUAUAAAACGCACCAGACCAUAAGACGCACCUAGUUUUUGGAGGAGGAAAACAAGAAAAAAAAUAUUCUGAAUCUCAGAAGCCAGAACAACAAGAGGGAUCGCUGAGCAGAGAAAGCAGCGAUUCCUCUUGCUGUUCUGGCUCCUGGGAUAGCUGCGCAGCCUGCAUUUGCUCCAUAAGACGCACACACAUUUCCCCUUACUUUUUAGGAAGGAAAAAGUGAGUCUUAUAGAGCAAAAAAUACGGUACUUUUAGUAAAUGUGCAUAGUCUUGCACUACAUGUAGUGAAUUGAAGUUUAUGACCUGGCUUUUUUAUUGUGAUUGGAACUGUAUGUUUUGCAGAGUUGCUGCAAGGCUUUCUGCGCAGAAGCUGGCUGGGGACGGGGACAAUAUUGCAGGGGCUGGUGUUGCUUUUAAUCUGGACCUCCCUAUGUGCUUGUUUCUGGACCUCAAUAAAAUGUGCCCAACCUGCAUCUUUGUGAGCAAAGAUUACUAUACCCACCCUAAGGCUACAGACGUUUCUGAGAAUAAGCUCCACUGAGGCUAACAGGGUUACGUCUGAGUAAAUGUGCAUGAGAUUUGUUGGAUUUUAUGAACGGGUUGUUUUAUUGUGAUUGGAAUUGUCUGUUUCAGCCUUUGUUUUUAAUGGAAUAGUAUAUUGGUUAUUGGUUAUUAAAUUGCCACUUGUCCAGUUUUAAUUUUAAUUUUAAUUUGUUUGAAUUAAUUGUGGGAUGCAUCUUAAUUUAUUGAUCGCUUGUUUUUAUGCAUUGUCUUAUUUGUAUGAUGUUAGCCGCUCUGAGCCCGGCUUUGGCCGGGGAGGGCGGAUGUAAAUAAAAUUUGUUGUUGUUGUUGUUAAUUUGUCUUGGGAAGGCUAUAGUUUUGAAAGGGGCUUUAAAAACACCUGGGUUCUUCUCCCUUCAUUUUUGAGGAAGGCACUUCUGGAGACCCAAGGAGGGAACCAAAAUCAGGAGGAAACAUUUCACACCAAAAAAAUAAAUAAAACCCCAAAUCUCACUUGAAAACAAAUGGAUUAGGGGCUGUUCCUGGUAAACAGAGCAGAGGGAAGAUGCAUAGUUGUUCCAUCAUGUCAUGGAACCUUGGAGAGUAUUGCUCUGUGAUGCAGCAGGCACAGAAUUCUCAGCCCUUAACAGUCCGUAGUUGCUUCUGUUGGGAGGCCUCCCAACGGCCGAAGGAUGGCCGUUUCACAGGUAUAAAAAAAAAUUAUUGAUUUGUAGUAUAGUUAGGGCCUUCUCAAGCUAAUCUCUUGUAAUAUAUGCUUUCUGGAAAUUGAUUUUUUCCCUGUGCUAAGUAAAAUAUAUUUGACCUUUCUCUCUUCUCAGGCUGGAUUGUGUGCCUGAACUCUGUCCAUAAUGGCCAGUAGAGUUAUGAGUUUCAGCGACACUCACCUGACCUGCUGACAGCUGGGUCGCUCACUGCUACUUACUGGGAGGGAGAAAAGGGGGAGAUGAUAAUGUAGCAGUGAAGGCGGUGAAGGUCCUGUGUGAGGGUCUGGAGGCGGUUGGAGGAUGGAUGGCGGCUAACAGAUUGAGGUUGAAUCCUGACAAGACAGAAGUACUGUUUUGGGAGGACAGGGGGCAGGUGGGUGUGGGGGAUUCCCUGGUCCUGAAUGGGGUAACUGUGCCCCUGAAGGACCAGGUGUGCAGCCUGGGAGUCAUUUUGGACUCACAGCUGUCCAUGGAGGCACAGGUCAAUUCUGUGUCCAGGGCAGCUGUCUACCAGCUCCAUCUGGUACGCAGGCUGAGACCCUACCUGCCUGUGGACUGUCUCGCAAGAGUAGUGCAUGCUCUAGUUAUCUCCCGCUUGGACUACUGCAAUGCGCUCUACAUGGGGCUACCUUUGAAGGUGACCUGGAAACUACAGCUAAUCCAGAAUGCGGCAGCUAGACUGGUGACUGGGAACAGCUGCCGAGACCAUAUAACACUGAUCCUGAAAGACCUACAUUGGCUCCCAAUUCUGAGCACAAUUCAAAGUGUUGGUGCUGACCUUUAAAGCCCUAAAUGGCCUUGGCCCAGUAUACCUGAAGGAGCGUCUCCACCCCCAUCGUUCAGGUGGGACACUGAGGUCCAGCGCCGAGGCCUUCUGGCGCUUCCCUCCUUGUGAGAAGUGAGGUUACAGGGAACCAGGCAGAGGGCCUUCUUGGCAGUGGCGCCCGCCCUGUGAAAUGCCCUCCCAUCAGACGUCAAGGAAAUAAACAACUAUCUGCCUUUUAGAAGACAUCUGAAGGCAGCCCUCUUUAGGGAAGUUUUUAAUGUCUGGUGUUUUAUUGUAUUUUUAAUAUUUUGUUAGAAGCCUCCCAGAGUGACUGGGGAAACCCAGCCAGGUGGGCAGGGUAUAAAUAAUAAAUUGUUGUUGUUGUUGUUGUUGUUACAGCAGAGAGGCCAGUGUGGUGCAAAUACAUCAGCAGGAGUGCCAGAUUGGCUCUGCCGGGGCAUUUGUUCCAUGCAUGGGCAGCAAAUGUCACAAAGUAGUGAGCAAACGUCAUGUUUUCCAGCAGUCUACUUAGGAUGCAAGAGUUCUAGAGAUCUGAGAGCUUGUGCAUUGUUUUGUGAAAUCUUUCCAGGGUACAGGUUGCCACUACCCUUUUGGGUUCACAUCCAGGCCCAAAAUUAAACCACAGUUUCUCAGUUUGGAUGAAAGGAGGUGAAACCCUGGCUAUGACACGUGUCAGAAGUAAGAAGGAAGAGGGAAGAAGGAGUAGCUCAAAGUCAGGGCUGGCCCAAUAUAUUUUGGCACUUGAGGCCAAACUACAAAAUGGCGCCCCCUCCCUGCCAGGGAAGAAGGGGUGAGUGAAGAUUAACAUCAGGAACAAGGGGGGACUAAAGAUCUACAUCAGGAUCUGCCGCCCCUCUGGCUCCUGAUGCCUGAGGUGGAUGGCUCACUUUGCCUCCUGGGUGGGCCAGUCCUCCUCAAAGUGGCAUACAUGGUUCUCCCCUGCCUCAUUUACUGCCCACAACAGCCCUGUGAGGUAGGCUAGGCUGAGAGGCAGUGACUGGUUACCCAGUGAGUUUCAUGGCCAAGUCUCUCAGGUCCUACUCCCAACAAUCCAAUGACUACAUCACACUGGCUCUCCUAUGAAGUCAUAAGACUUGCCAUUUCUCAGGCUCAUUAUAUAUGAAACGCCAAAAGAGCUGUCACAUCCAGCUGUAGAAUAAGUGCGGGUUAUUGAGAUCAUAUAUGUGAGGUGGUUUGAACAUUUUAAAAAUGUGCUUUAUAAAUGUUCGGUGAAGGGAUCAUUUGUUUGUUCAUUCCCUUUCAUUUACAAAUUGCAUCCCAUGAAACAUAUCAAAGCAAAUUAGCUAUGAAAGCAUCAGCAACAGAAACAUAUAUGAAAACCAUUACAUAACACAAACAGAAUUUGAAAUCCAGUGCAGACUGGGAUAGGAGAAUCUCCACUUUAAAAAGGCUUUACAGUGGUACCUCGGGUUAAGUACGCCAGAGCACGAUUUCUGUUCUCAUCCUGAAGCAAAGUUCUUAACCUGAGGUACUAUUUUUGGGUUAGCAGAGUCUGUAACCUGAAGCGUAUGUAACCUGAAGCGUAUGUAACCCGAGGUACCACUGUAUUUACCUUUCAGCUAACAAUUCUGGUGUGUCGAUAUACUGAUAUUCAGGUCAUUUGUAGAGAAGUUAAACAUAGUGGGGGGAGUGGCGCAGCCCUGCCAUGGUCAGUAAAUCUGCCCCACUAUGAGGUGACCUAAGAACAUAAUCCUGGUUUUGCCCACCACCCUACCUAUGCAGAGGAGCAGAAUAAAAGGGGUGCUCUUUCAGUGGGAUACUGACUCAAAACUGUCACAUUAGCAUGCCCCCAGCUGCUGCAUCUGGUUUUAUUAACCCACAAUUUGGCAUAUUAUUGCGGCCAUGUGAAUUUUCCCUUUAGCCAAACCACACAUUUGGAACGGGAAGGAAUUGCAUCAGGUUUCACAGCAGUGAAAGGUCAAUGUGAUGCUCAGUUUGUAGCAAGCAGGAAACUCGGAUUUGCUAACCACCACAUAUCAUUAAUGCCAAUAGCAUCAUGGCAAUGCUUAACCCUCGUGCUCGCCUUAUUGUUGGAGAUGUUGACUCCUGUCUGUUUUCAGGUGCUUUGUUCCAGGGCUGGGAAAACUGUGGUCCUCCAAUCGUUAGACAAUGGCCCCCAUCAUCCCUGACCAAUGACUGUGCCGGCAAGAGGCUGAUGGGAGUUGUAGUCCAAUGCAGCGCCACAGGUCCCCCAGCUCUGCUUUCCUCGUACUGCCUUUUAUGGUUUUUGGAUUGACUUAAAAUGAAAGGUUGGAAUAUAAUGCAUGCCAGAUCUAGCCCUCAAUCCAGAAACUUAAGGAUAAAAAGUGACGCUGUGCCUUCGUUUGUUACCCCUUUCCUAGGAUGUCACAGGGACCCUGUUUUUAGCCGUCUUCUCUGCAGUCCUUGGCUUUUUCCAAUAUGGGUACUGCAUUGGAGUCAUCAAUGCUCCACAACAGGCGAGUAAAUGUGCUUAUUCUUUUGUUUUGAUUUGGUUUGCCAUAUUUGAUCAUUGGUCCUGUGUGUAUCAGAGAGGCAGGACUGACUGCAGUUUCCUGGUGAGUCUACACUUGGUGCCAGCUUUAACAUCACAUGAAUAGCCCCUAGGAUCCCAAAGGAUCGAUCUGUGGGCAGUGUAGGGCCAUCGAAAUUACUAAUAUACCGUAUUUUUCGCUCUAUAAGACGCACCAGACCACAAGACGCACCUAGUUUUUGGAGGAGGAAAACAAGAAAAAAAAUAUUCUGAAUCUCAGAAGCUAGAACAGUGAAAGCAGCAAUCCCUCUUGCUGUUCUGGCUUCUGGGAUAGCUGUGCAGCCUGCAUUCACUCCAUAAGAUGCACACACAUUUCCCCUUACUUUUUAGGAGGGGAAAAGUGAGUCUUAUAGAGCAAAAAAUACAGUACUUUGUCAUUUAUCUAUUAAUUAGAUAAAGUUGGGGGGGGUAUACAAAGAUUAGUAUCAAAUGUCCAAUAUCUUUUUAUCCAAUAUAAAAAGCUAAUCUAAAUAAAAACACAAGCCAAAAGGAAGAAGAAGAUAAGAAGAAGAAAAGAAAGGAACGAAGGAAAAAGGAAGACAAAAAAAAUGAGAGAACUUCUGUCUUUGUCUGUCAGCUAUAUGUAGAAAGUUGUUCAAAAUAUCCACUCCAGACUAACACCCAACAAUUCCACUUUCUGUAAACCAAUAUUUUCUUCAGUUCUCGAACCCAGAUAUUGUAAACUCAUUUUCUUUUUCCUGCAAAAAGUCUAUAAGAAGUUUUGGAUCUUUAGUAAAUAUUGCACUUGUAUCAUCAUUAUAGAUCAUCAUGCUCCACUACGGUAAAGUGCUGAAUAUUGCAUCGUCUGGAAACGGGACAGAUGACAUCCUUAAAAACCCCACCGUCAUGAUGCUCUGGUCCACCUCUGUUUCUGUAUUUGCUGUGGGUGGGAUGAUUUCCUCCUUCACUGUUGGCUGGAUUGGUGAAAAGAUGCCAAGGUGAGAAAUUCUGGUUUCACAAGCGGCCAGGAAAAAGGGGAAACAAAACUUACGCAACAUGGGCUGUGGAGAUGGUUCUCACUGGCAUGUGAGGGAACAUCAUUGAUACACAAAUCAAAACCAAGUACUCAUGCAGGCAGCGGGUUUUUUCAGCCGGAACUUGCUGGAACUCAGUUCUGGCACCUCUCAGGUGGGCCCCUUUGCCGUUCUAAGAGAACAAGGGAGGUGUUCGUGGUGAGUUCUGGCACCUCUUUUUCUAGAAAAAUAGCAGUGUGUGCAGGCCUAUGGUAAUAAAACCCACAGGAUCAAGAAAAUGCUUAAGAGCAGAAUAACACAGAAUUGUGUUCCACAGACUUACCUAGGGUGAAACAACACACUAUGAGCAACAUGGGAAGGGAGAAUGGAAUCCUGGUUUCAGGUUUUCAUUCUCUCCCUCCAUAAUUUGAAGUGUUCCUUGUAGUGAUGUCUUACAUAUAUUUUAUUUAUUUACAGAAUAAUUAGCUAUUUAUCCAUUCACUUAUUAGAAGUUUAUGUGCUGUAUUCACUUCUGGGAGAAAUCUCAAAUGGUAAAAAUAAAAUAAUUCAAAUUUAAAUUUAGAAACCAGAGCCAAACAGACAAGACGGCCAAAUCAACACCGAAACCAGCAAAAGAUGGUCAGAAAGAAACAGGCAAAUAGAUGUGUCUGUAACGUCCAGUGGUAUGCACUUAAUUUCACACAAAGGAGCACAGGAGCCUUAUUGCAGAGUCAGACUAAUUGCUCCAUCUAACUCAGUACUGUCUGCUCUGGCUGGCAGCUGCUCUCCAGGUUCCCUACCUGGAGAUGCUGGGGAUUGAGCCAAGGACACUUCUGAACACAAAGCAGAUGCUGAGAGGUUAUUCCACAGGGUAGGUGCAGCUAUUGAGAGGACACACUCCUCUGCAGUGAGGCCACAUGUACAGCCUGGCCUCCCCUGCAGAUUGCAGUGACCUGGGACAACUUUUGGGGACUUAGCCCGCCAUCAUAAAAAUAAGGCAAUAUAUGCAUUGUGUCUUUCCUUCUACCUCCACCAGUGACAACCACCUGGCCAGAAAUUUAGAUCAGUGGCACGGCACAGCACAUUUUAACACCAUAGCAUGGGGCUAUGCCCCAAGGGACGCGGGUGGCGCUGUGGGUUAAACCACAGAGCUUAGGACUUGCCGAUCAGAAGGUCGGCGGUUUGAAUCCCCACCACGGGGUGAGCUACCAUUGCUCAGUCCCUGCUUCUGCCAACCUAGCAGUUCAAAAGCAUGUCAAAGUGCAAGCAGAUAAAUAGGUACUGCUCCAGUGGGAAGGUAAACGGCGUUUCCGUGCACUGCUCUGGUUCGCCAGAAGCGGCUUAGUCAUGCUGGCCACAUGACCCGGAAGCUGUACGCCAGCUCCCUCGGCCAAUAAAGCGAGAUGAGCGCCGCAACCCCAGAGUCGGUCAUGACUGGACCUAACGGUCAGGGGUCCCUUUAGCUUUAUGGGGUUAAUGUCAGUACACUUUACAGAAGGAACAGGGGAGUUCUCAACAUUAGAACAGCAUGUUUCAAUAGCAUCCUACGUUCAGGGGUUAAAAUGUCCCGUGUCCAUAUUGUCUCACAGUCAGGACCUUUAGCUGACCUCUAGCUUUCGAUCUGCUGUGGAAAGACCUUGCAUUGUGUGGAUACUCUCGACUCACCAGUGGGCAAAUGUGGCUGAACUUGGCUCUUUCUUUUGCGCAAACGCUGACUCCUUGCUUCCCUUCCUCACUGCAGAGUUAGAGCGAUGCUGCUGGUAAACAUUUUUGCAAUCUCUGGGAAUCUCUUUUUGGCCAUUGCGAAAUUUGGCCCCUCCCACAUUUUCAUCAUCAUUGGAAGAGUACUGACUGGGCUGCAUGGUGGUAAGUCAAGGCGGGCUCCAAACAGGGGAUUGCUUCCCUCUGAGUUUCCCUGAUGGUUUGCUGGCUGCUUGGAGUUGGGAUCAGCAUGCAAAGUGGCAGGAAAUGGAGAAUCAGAGGGAAGGGUGAAGGGAAAGAAGCCCUGAUCUUUUGGGAAUAUGGUCUCCAUCUGCUGUUGGCUCCACCAGUUCAUGUUAUCCAAGCACUAAUUCAAUUCCUUAAGACAGUGGUUUUUAACCAGUGUGCUGUGGGACCCUGGGGUGUCUUGAAUGAUGGUCAGGGUUGCCACAGGCAACACCCCGUCUUUCCUUCCCUCCCUCUUCUGAUGCCCUCUUGUGUCACUGCCUCCUGAAGGCAUGCACAGCUCACCAAGUGAAUGGUGCCUCUGGGGCUGGCCAGGGGGUGCUUCCUAGGCCAUUGUGGGGCUGUGUGAGGACGGACCUCUCUUUUGGGGCAGAGGGGGCAGCAGCUGCGGCUGCCCAGAGGACUCCCAAGGAGAGGGGAGAAGAGAGGAGGCUGAGGGCACACUCCACAAGGGGGAGAGGCUGCCAGCUCUGCAGGCAAGGGGUGACAUUACUGGGCUCCUGGGCCCCACAAGGGUGCCACAGAAUGAAAGUAGUUGGUCAAGGGAGCCAUGGACCCAAAAAGGUUGAAAACCUCUGCCUUAAGACCGUCUUAAGACAGCAGGGAAACUUAUUCCUCUGGUUAGUAAGUUGGAAUAUUUGUUCCAAACAUUCUAAAACGAUAUUUGGAAUUUGUUUUUAUAAACACUUUAUUAGGUUAACUACAAUAGCAAUCUUGUGAUGUUCUUGGGUGUUUUCCUUCCUUCCUUCCUUCCUUCCUUCCUUCCUUCCUUCCUUCCUUCCUUUCUCUCUCUCUCUCUCUCUCUCUCUCUCUCUCUCUCUCUCCCCCCUACAAUUUUUCAAGUCUUAUUUUAUUCUGUGCACUUACAAAUGAUAUGUGUGUGUGUCACUUUUUAUCUUUCAGUAAAAGAAUAUAUAUUUUAAAAAGUUGGCAUGAUUUAGCCUUCCUUAACCUGGUGCCUUCUAGAUAUUUUGGGCAGCAGCUCCCGUCAUCCCUUGACCAUGAGCCUUGCUGGCUGGGCCUGAUGGAAGUUGUAGUCUGGAAGAUCUGGAGCGCACCAGCAGCAGGAUGGAUUCGAUGGUUGAUUCAUCUGCAUGUUUUGCCCAGGCCUCUCCUCUGGACUUGUUCCACUGUAUGUUGGAGAGAUUGCCCCUGUCGCUCUCCGAGGGGCUCUGGGAUCAAUGAACCAGCUUGCUGUCGUUAUCGGCAUCCUCAUCAGCCAGGUGUGUACCAAACGAACAGAGGACAAAUUGAUCAUGGAACACAUUUAUGUUUGUGCAAGUCAAGUGCUAAAUGGGACAGCCAUAAGCCCCUUAAUGAGAUGGUGAUGAUGGUGAUUAACAUUUAUAUACUGCCCUAUAUCCAUAGAUCUCAGGGCGGUUCACAAAACAUUGUUGAAUUUGUAGAUUUCAUUCAUAGUGUGGGAUCUCCGAGGACCCAACAAUAGUUCUCAGGGUGGUUCCCAACAUAAAAACAUAAUAUUAAAAAAACACAAAAUACAUAAUAAGAACAAAAGCAAACUUUUCUCCAUCUUUUAGUUCUUGGUUUUAUCUGAUGUUUCAGAUCUGAUCUGGCUCUUACCAUUACAUGCAAGAGAAUUCCUGGCUAGCACAAUUUUAAAGCAAACCUGAAAGCACAAACAGCUGCCUAUGUCACCAGGUCUUAGGGCUGGGGGUUAUAUUGGCUUUUCCAGACUCAGGGACGAAACCCUUCCCUGUUUGCAACGCUACUGAGAUCACAGAAAUUGCUGCUGGCUAGAUCUAUGACAAAAUGGUUCAUACAUUAUCUUUCUCCACGUGAUUGCACGGCAGGACAGCACGGGAGCCCUUUGUACGGUGUGCAGAACUGACGCUUAAUUUACAAAGCUCCGCCAAGGGCAAAUCUGUAUUGCUGAACCAUUCCCAUGAUGCAGCAGGGUUUUCUAAGAGAGCCAUUUUGCUCACAGGACAAAAUAGGUGCCUAAGAUUUAAUACCAAGAAGGUUGUUGAUUUGAUUUUGUCCAUGAGGGGGUGCUCUAGGGCUUGCUGGUCCAAAGUUCUGAACAUAGAGAUAUUUCAUUUGUGGGUCUCUGUCAUUUGGGACACGCAGUGUUUUCCAUUGUCAUAACGACAUCUCUGAAAAAUAAAGUCUAUCCCUUUAGAAAGGAAUGCGCUGGGGCAAAUGGCUACAAAGCUUCCAGGAAUUUUUUUUAGAAAUCAAAAGGACAUAUCUGCCCGACUGCCCCACCCUCUCUCUAGGGCAUUCAAAUCAGCACUGGGAACUGUGGGAGGGACUGGUGAGGUGCCUAGCAGUGAUGUCACCAAGAUUUCCAUUUGAAGAAUAUCUCAAAACAAUUCUAAGUACAUUCAUCAUAAGUAAGUAUUGGACACAAAUAACUCUUUUCUUUAUUUCAAAAACACAGCAACGAAAAACACUGGUCCAUUUUUUCCCCCUUAGGUUCUUGGCCUGGAUGUCUUACUAGGAAAAGAUUCCACAUGGCCAUUGCUCCUCGCUCUUUCUGGCAUUGCUGCCGUGCUUCAGAUCUUCUUGCUCUUUGGUUGCCCAGAGAGCCCCCGGUACUUGUACAUUAAAGCUUCAAAACAAGAAGAAGCCAAAAAAAGUAAGGUUAUCUCCAGGGGAUACUUUUUUUUCUCUGCCAGUCUACAUCAGUCCCCUGGUCCUCACGUCUCACUGGCACAUUGUGAUCCAUUUCAGGGAUGGGGUGGCAAUGGCAAUUUAUUUCCCCUCUAAGAUGGGGCCUGGCUUUGGUGAGAAAGGGAGGGAGAGCAAGCUGCUGUCUACUGAGUUUCCUCUAGCCCUACGUGGCAAUGUUGGGCAUCAGGGUUGCCAAUUUGAAUAAAAUAGGGGGGACAGAUAAGCCUCGCCCCACAUAAUCAGUGACAAGAUGUGGGGCGCACACACCAUUUGAAUGGCAAUGCCCAUCAACUCGGAGGGGUGGCCCCCUCAAAUAUUUUAUUGGAGGGCAAAGGGACCUCAACCCCUAGGAGGCUCCUAUGUUGGGUAUCAAAUCUGAGACCUUCAACAUGCAAAGCAGAAGUUCCACAGCUGAAUUAUGGUCCUUAACUUUCUGAGGCUUCACUCUCCUCACAAUGUCGGGGGCUGGAUUAGGGAGCUGGGAGGAAACAGACAGCACUCUGGGAAUUAAUUGGGAUGUGCAAAACAUGGCUGGUGGGGUUGGGUAAGAGCAGCGGAAGAGUAACAGGAGGCAAUAACACGUGAAAUGCUAUAGACUUCUUACAAGUUAUGAACACAAAAUAUUAUCUUCUGCAGGGUCCGACCAUUUAUUGACACCAGAGGUUUCCAGCAUGGCCUUCAGAUGACUCCCAACUUCCAUCAGCUCUAACCACUGGUUAUGCUGGCUGGGGCUGAUGGGAGUUGGAUGCCUUGUUGGCUACUCCUGGUCAACACUGAUGGGCAGAACUUCUAUAGGGUGUUGGGCUGAGGUUCUUCAGCCAAUCCUUUAAUGGAGAUGCUACUAGGAGUAGCACCUUCUGUAUUUAAGCAAGUACUGUUAUCACUGCACUACAGCCGUGUCAUUGAAUUCUACUCAAUAUUGAGCCAGAGCAGAACUCCAAUGUAUAGUUAGCAGAGUAAAAACUUAAACACGUUGCAGGAUUCCCAAAAAAUAGACCAGAGGCAAUUAAUAUUUCAUCCAGCAGAGCUUUACUGCUACUGAAGGCAAAUGAGCAUAAUGGUCAUAAAUCCAAUACAUUCAGGAUUGGCACUGUCCAUAAGAAAUCCAGUUGCAGCAGACUUAACUUAAACUUACAAUAACUUAUAAUAAGUCUAAACCUUAACACUAUAUACAGAACACCACACCAGAAGGAAAAGAGAUAGAAGGAGAAAGGGAAACCCGGGCUCCUUCUGGCCUUCCUUUUAUAGUCAGCAUGACUUUAACUGAAGAGAUAACAGAACCAGUUUAAGCCAGCUGUACUCAGCUUCUCUGAAGGUAUAACCCAAACAUCAUGAACCUUCUGCUUGCUUCUUUCACACAGAGAAGCUGCCAGAACUCUCUUGAAUUAAUUAGAGUAGGAAAGAUCUCUACACAUCAGAUCAGUACUUUCUGCACUAAGAAAUGCAAACUGACAAACCCUUCCCUGCUUUCUGUAAUUACGAAGGUGCAAAACGUCAUUUAUUCCAGACUUGUCAAUAUCCCCAUGGUGACAUUUCUAUGUUUCUAUGGAUUAAAUGGGGAAGAGACAGCUGAGGCAUUGAAGGCCUUCUCUUGAAGACAGGGUUGCAGUAGAAGCUGGUUCAUUAGGGGCACUGCAGCCCUCAGUCUGCACUCAGCCAGCCUUCUAUCUUACAUCCAGAGGGUGGCAUGGGCUGCCAGCUUCCUCCCCCUUAGUGUCUCAGUGCUGCCACUGCAGAAUUCAGAAGGGAGGAGCAUGGGGAGAGAACCAGAAUUGGCUGGCUCCAGUGUGGUGUAGUGGUUAAGAGUGGUAGACUCGUAAUCUGGUGAACCAGGUUUGAUUCCCCGCUCCUCCACAUGCAGCUGCUGGGUGAUCUUGGGCUAGUCACACUUCUUUGAAGUCUCUCAGCCUCACUCACCUCACAGAGUGUUUGUUGUGGGGGAGGAAGGGAAAGGAGAAUGUCAGCCGCUUUGAGACUCCUUAGGGUAGUGAUAAAGCAGGAUAUCAAAUCCAAACUCUUCUUCUUCUUCUUCAGUCAUUGGUUCUGGCUCCAUCUACACAUAAGACUCUUUGCUUUCAACCCUACCACUCCCAACGGGUAUCAGCCCCAACUGCCGCAAACAACUGCAAAAUCUGCAUAGUCCUCACCUUUAGAACCUAUUGAAUAUUUGUUACAAAUAGGCUCACGGAACGUCACAUGUUUUCUCAGAUAAUUUCCCAGAAGGGUGGCCGUGUUGGUCUGUUGUAGACAACACUUCUGUCCUGCAGCACCAUACUGGUAAUUUUACUUCCACGGGCCAUUUCUCGUCAGAGAUGGAACCCACAAUCCCUUUCCUUCCCUAGGCUUGCAACGGCUGAGAGGAGAAAACUACUGCCCUGACAAAGAGCUUGAGGAGAUGGAGAAAGAGAAGGAAGAAGCCUCCAAAGAGAAGCCUGUCUCCAUUUGGCAGCUCAUCACCUCCCCUCUCUACAGGCAGCCAUUCCUGGUGGCCAUCGGGGUCCAUAUCGCCCAGCAGUUUUCGGGAAUUAAUGCUGUGAGUUCACCUAGUGAUGGAUCCUGGCAACUAAAGAUAUUUAAGCAGCUAAUCAAACAGCACUGUAGCUUUGAUGCAAGUUUGCGAGAGAUCUUGCUCUUGGUCUCAAUAGAUUGUCAAUAUGCAUUAUUGUAGAUACAGCAGAAAACUAAUCUGUGCCGCUGACACCCUGGAACGCUAGGGAAAUGCUUUCGUGUUGAUUUGUCUAGCGCAGUGAGAGGAGAGCCAUUGAUGCCUCUAAACCGUUUACUCCUUUCUGCUUUGUUAGAUUUUCUACUACUCCACCGAUAUUUUUAACACUGCCCGCGUCAGCCAGCCUGUUUAUGCGACCAUAGGCGUGGGAUUUGUGAACACCGUCUUCACUGUUGUCGCCGUAAGUCUUGCCCAGCUGUAAUUACUGAAUUACCUGUGUGGUUCUUUUUCAAAUAGUUACAUGAGGGGUAAUACCGUAUUCUGUCACUAGGUGGGGUUAUAGUGCACAACUGGCACCAUUUUGUCAGUGCAACAGUGGUGUGCUGCUUUUUGCCUAACAAAAAUGAACCUCUUAUUGGCUUUUAAAAAUAAAUAAAUGUAGUGCAUAGUGUUGGGAGGGUGAGGGUCUCAGCUCAGACCUAGAACGUUGGCAAAUAUCUAGGAAGGCCUAGAUUUGAGAGCAUGCAAGGAAUGUUUGGGAGGAAGCACUUCCUCAGUAUAUGAAGAUGGGACAUUGUCCAGCUGGCCUUAGCUGCCUUAGUCAGACCAUCCUUCCCUCUGGCUCCAUAUUACACUGACUGGCAGGAGUUCUCCAUACCUUCCGGCAGCAGUUUUUUCCAGGCUUACCUGGCGAUGCCAGAAAUCAAACCUAGAAUGUUCUGCAUGCAAAGUGUUUGAAGCUAGUUAGGCAGGACAAUGACUGCAAUCCUGAGCACUUACACAACCUUUGCUGAAAUCAGUAGGCAUUGCGUCUGCGUUAACCUGGUUAGGAUGGGGCAAUAAUAAUAAUAAUAAUAAUAAUAAUAAUAAUAACAAUAAUAAUAAUAAUAAUAAUAAAUUUUAUUUAUAUCCCGCCCUCCCCAGCCGAAGCUGGGCUCAGGGCGGCUAACAACAAUAAAAUAAUACAACAUUCUAAAAUCAUUUCAUUAAAAUUAAUUCAACUCAAAUUGAUGGUAACCAUUAGGCUAAAGUUCUGUGAAGAUUGCCAAAGGAGGGAGUCAGGCUGUGCCCUGACCAAAGGCCUGGCGGAACAGCUCCGUCUUGCAGGCCCUGUGGAAAGAUGUCAAGUCCUGCAGGGCCCUAGUCUCUUGUGACAGAGUGUUCCACCAGAUUGGAGCCACAGCCGAAAAAGCCCUGGCUGUAGUUGAGGCCAGUCUAACCUCUCUGUGGCCUGGGACCUUCAGGAUGUUUUUGUCUGAAGACCGUAAGUUCCUCUGCGGGACAUACCAGAAGAGGCGGUCCCGUAGGUAUGAGCAGAAGCAAGGAAAAAACCCAACUUCUUAACCAAACUGAUGGAAAGGUCCUCAGGUAGUAUAAAAACAAAACUAUUCUGUUCAGUUAGUUGGGCAGCGGUCGAUCAACCUAUGGUGCCGAUGGCAAAAUUUUUUAAAUCCUGUCUUUCAUCUGACGUCUGGGAUAGAUGUCCUGCACGGCUUCCCUCUCUGCUUGUGUUUGCUCUUUUCUUCUUUUGACCGUGAGACUUUAAAUAUUACCUGACAUUUAUCAAAAAGUCAACAGCAGGUGAUCCAGAUCAACAGGCCUGCUAGACAUAAUAACCACUUGCUUGGACCUUGUCUACCAAAGUAGCAGAAAGAGCAAUCUGAACAAAGUGUACUGGGGCACCAGGCCAGUUGGAGGGCUAGAAAAGGGAUAUGCGUACAGAUAUACCAUCCCAUGUUGUCAGAAAGGGAUGCAGCUCAGUGGCAGAGCAACUGCAGAAGGUCCUAAGUUCAAUCCCCAGCUUCUUCAGGUAGGGCUGGGAAUGAUCCCUGCCUGAAACCGUAGACUAGAGAUGCAGGAGGAAUUCAUUUCAGGUUGCAUUUGGGCGAACCUACGUAAUUCACACUUUCUGAAACAAUACACAGCCAUCCUUUGAAAUCAGCAUUUCUCUUAGGGUGGAUCUACACACAGGGGGAAAAACCAACACUAUAAAUAAGUGAGAGAUUAAAUCAUUAUAACAACAACAACAAAAACAAAAACACUAUGGAAAAUUGCUUAGAAUUUUUUUGCUCUUUGGCACCAUCUGGUGUUGCAUGUUUAUAAUGCAUUCAAAACGCUGUUUCUUGACUAAUGUAGCUGAGUUCUUAGUUUAGUAGUGCUGUUCUCCAGACAAGUAAUACGUACAAAAAUGCACAGACCAGGGCAAAAUGUUUGUAGAAAUGCAUAUACAGUGGUGCCUCACAAGACGAAAAGAAUCCGUUCCGCGAGUCUCUUCGUCUUGCGGGUUUUUUCGUCUUGCGAAGCAAGCCCAUUAGCGGUUUAGCGGAUUAGCACUACAGUAUUAGCGGCUUAGCGGGCUUAGCGGAUCAGCUGAUAAGCGGCUUAGCGAUCAGCUGUUAAGCGGCUUAUCGAUCGGCUGAUAAGCGGCUGAACGAUCAGCGGAUACGCGGCGUAGCGAUCAGCUGUUAAGCGGCUUAGCCGAUCAGCUGAUAAGCGGUUUAGCAGCUUGGGGAAAAGGGGGGGGGGAAGGAAAAAAACCCUGCAGGAACUCGCAAGACAUUUUCGUCUUGCGAAGCAAGCACAUAGGAAAUUCGUUUUGCGAAGCACCUCCAAAACGGAAAACCCUUUCGUCUAGCGGGUUUUCCGUCUUGCGAGGCAUUCGUCCUGCGGGGCACCACUGUAUUAGUUAAAAUGUUAACAUGCAUAAUAUUUGCAUACAAAAAUGUGUAUAUUGGGAUAAAUUUGAGGAAUCAAAAUCAACAGUCGGCCACCUUUACCCUGGGCAGCUAUUGGCAGUCACUGUAGAAAAUAAGGUGCUAGAUCAGGUUUAGGGGAACUUUGACCCUCCAGAUGUUCUUGAAGUACGACUCCCAUAAUCUCUGGCCAUAAGCCGUGCUAGUUGGUUCCCCACACCCAAGCUAUAUGGACCAAUGGUCACACUUUGGUAUACAUCAGCUCCCCAUAUUCCUAUGCGUGCUCCCCAAUCCUGCGACUGGUCAGAUCUUUAGGAUGAGAGCAAUCACGGGAGACUUAAGGGUGCCUCUAGACAGGGGUUAAAUAUACCAAGUGGGUCAUUCAGAUGAAACACUGCUCAAACCCAUUUAAGAUGCACCAGCACCACCGAUGUGAUUGGAUAAGGGAAAGGGUUCUUCCCACCAGUGAUUGGUUGUCCACCUGCAAAUUCAGGUUUUGUUUGGGGACAGUGUGGACACAGGCCUGCAAGGAGUUGAGUCUGGUUGCCAAUUUAAAGUCAAAACGAUGAUGGGCUAACCGAACUUUUGCCGUUCUACACUCAACAGGUUUUCCUGGUGGAGAAAGCAGGGAGGCGUUCGCUCUUCAUAGCUGGCCUCGCUGGCAUGAUGGUGUGCGCAACAACCAUGACUAUUGGGCUUGUCCUGCAGGUAAGGCUCCCCUUUGCGAGGUGACACUGCCAGCUGAGUUUGAACAUCCAAUAGCACAGGUGUGGGAAGCCUUUGGGCCUACGGAUGUUGCUCAACUACAACUGCCAUAAUCCCUGGCCAUUGGCCACACAUUGGCCUCACGCCUGCAAUAAACCACACCUGUGGUCCUCUUUCAAUUGUUGUUUGAGAGGGUAAUACCGUUUUCUGCCAGUUGGUGGAGCCAUCUUUGCAUUUGCACUUCUUGGUGUUUGAGGGCUUUAGACAUUGUCUAGGUGGGGAAAAAGCAAACAGUAAAAAUAUUAGCCAAAGGUAGGUGUCGGGACUGAGGCCCACAGUGGGGCUUCACCAUGCUCCUGAGGACUAUGCCUACUGUAUUUUGGCUGGCUGUCCCUCCAUCAAUGUCAGGGGACGCCUUACUAGAUAAAUUAACCAAUAAACUGAAACUGACAUGGGGACAAAUAGAAGAAGAUGCCUUCACCCUGGUAUGGCUCCCCUUUAUCACAUACACAGCACAACAAGACAAUGACAACAAUCCACCAACAGCAUACAAAUCAAUAAGGCUAACCUGUUCCAAAACACUCACCCACUCCACUCACACAUGAAAACAAAGACCACCACAGCCCACCACAAAUGAACAGCCACAACCCCAACCUCUCUCACCACCAAAGGAACACAAGUGAAUAGCAGAGAACCUGCACAAGCAAAGCUGACACAAAACCCCACAUAUAUUAAGCAAAAUAGAAACAUCGCCACCCGACCCCACACCCACCCAUCUUUCCCCCCUCCACCCCUUUCCCCCUUUUCUUUCUAAUGUCUCAACAAAUGAAACCGAUUUGUAAAAAAAUGUUACAUGGGGGGGAAUACAAGAGAGAGACAUUGCACAUACUUUUGUAAAUCAAGAAAAACUUUAAUAAAAACACAUUUUUAAAAAAUGUCAGGGGACUUGUCUACUGACAGCGACUGAAGACAGAUGCAUUAAGACAGACAUUCAGGGAAUGUUUCCUCUAAUGCUAUUAACGUGGUUCUGCUUUGCUUUGCUUUGCUUUUUAGCCCAAAAUCGAAUGGAUGAGCUACAUCAGCCUGAUUUCCGUCUUCCUCUUUGUCAGUUUCUUUGAGAUCGGGCCAGGACCAAUUCCCUGGUUUAUUGUGGCCGAGCUAUUCAGCCAAGGCCCCCGCCCAGCUGCCGUCGCAAUGGCCGGCUUCAGCAACUGGUUCACCAACUUCUGCAUCGGAAUGUUCUUCCCAUAUGUCGCUGUAAGGAAACUGCGUUGUGAUGGAGACAGCCAAACAAGAUUUUUCUUCCUUUUCUUUUUUUAAAAGGGGGGGGGUCCAUACAUUUAGAAUUCAAAGUAGGGAACAGAACAGGCUACCAAUCUAGAGUGACAAAUGGGAGGGGUUGGGAAUAAAUUUCCAGGCUUUGCAGUGAUAUCCCAUGGAUCCCUUUUGCACUGAUGCUGCAAGGGCGCGCAGAGAAUGGCCAAUAUGUUGACAAAAAUGUCAUAGGCUAAUAAAGAGGGGCGCCAUGACCAAUGCUAGCGGAUGACAAGGCUCAGACCAGUACCUGGCCUGGGGACCCAUCACUGUUCCACUGUCUUCCCUGUGUCUUCAGGAAGGCCUGGACAGAUCAGACAAAGUGUGAACUAAUUCUGGCCCAGCUGGACACUGUGUGGUGGGCAACUGGCAGCCCAUGAGCCAGAUAUAGCCCAUGGGGGCCUCCUAAUCAUCCCCAGUGCCCUCUCCUUGCUUUGGCCCCUGUGUAGGGUUUAAGCUUGAAAAAGACCACCAUAAGAGGCUCCCUCCCCCAGUCUAAAUGUCUUUGGGUUCCCAGGACCCCACAGAAGCCCCAAGCCAGCCCUGUAGAGAGUUGCACUGCUUGCUUGCUUGCUUGCCAUGCACUCGCUUGAUCAGCAUGCAGGCAUUGUUCUUCAUCAUUCUCAGAGGGAGGCACCGGCUAAAGUUGAUUUUGCCCAUCCUAAGUGGGUGAACUCAAGAGAUCACUUAACUUGGGUUUGUCUCCCAAGCUCCCUUCAUGGUUCAAGCCUGACAAAACUGGAGGGUUUCCAUCCCUGUUGUUCAAUUCUUGCUUGCAAAGGAAGUACAGGGUCCUAGGAUGAUAAGUGUUUCCAGUACAGAGGACGAGGGUAUAUAUAACCUUCCGUCUAUGGUGCAAGAAGUUAUGAAAAGCCUACCUCACAAGGUUGUAGUGAGCAUAAAAGGAGGAAAUGAAUAACGCGUGCCGACCUGGGAGGAAAGACAGAAUAUAAAUAUGAUCAGCUGUGGAAGCAAAUAACCGUAGCUGAUCUGAGUGGGGUUUGCAACCAACUCCAGAGAGCUUCUGAUUCCAGCAGAGUUUGCACUUAGCAGUGCUGAUCACAGCCAAAUGCAAAGUCCACUUUGGGCAGGGAUUUUGCACCAGUUGGGAGUUCCCACAUGAAACCAAUCUGGUGGGGCUUGCAUUCGGCGCCUGAUUUGAAAGGGGCCAAAACCAAGAAGCCCUCGCAAAAGAACAACUGGGAGUGCUUUUAAUGCAUUCAGUUGUUCGUUUACAGAUGAAUCCUUACCUACCCUGCAUCUGAUGUCAUGUAUGAUGUCCAUUUUGGGACAAGUCUUAGAGAAAUACAUAUUCUGCAGUUGAAGAAAGGCAGGUUGUCUUGGCUGAUCAACGUUGCUGGCAACAUGGGGGAGAGAAUGCUAACUGGUCUUCUCUUUCUCUCUUGCCCAUCACAGAACAUCUGCGGACCAUAUGUGUUUCUGAUCUUUGCCGGCCUGCUCGUCCUCUUCAUUGUGUUUAUUUAUUACAAAGUGCCAGAAACCAAAGGCAAGUCCUUUGAGGAAAUUGCAGAAGAGUUCCGUCGCCGAGGCAAAGGCGGGGGCCAAGGGCCCAGAACAGCUACUGAAAUGGAGCGUUUGGGAGGCACCUCCGAGGCAUAGUGCCUAUCCCUGCAAGAAGGAAGAACGGAAAGAACAUGCUGCCGGGAUACAUUCUGGAGGAAGCAUUUAUUUAAAACGUAAAAAAAAAAAUGGGAAGUGAUCUUGA
This is a messenger RNA of Podarcis lilfordi (Lilford's wall lizard), 22816 nucleotides long. The record is from the annotation of a GenBank genome assembly. NCBI's taxonomy places the organism in Eukaryota, Metazoa, Chordata, Lepidosauria, Squamata, Lacertidae.